Messenger RNA from Hermetia illucens (black soldier fly), 2136 nucleotides. RefSeq names its product polypeptide N-acetylgalactosaminyltransferase 35A (gene Pgant35A). Gene Ontology annotation, cellular component: Golgi apparatus. The record is from RefSeq and is a predicted model, not a curated record. NCBI's taxonomy places the organism in Eukaryota, Metazoa, Arthropoda, Insecta, Diptera, Stratiomyidae. The transcript has 8 exons. Bases 290 to 2071 code for a protein of 593 amino acids. Gene Ontology annotation, molecular function: Notch binding. Gene Ontology annotation, biological process: regulation of Notch signaling pathway.
UGUACUCUAUAGUGACUAUGGGAACUAAAUAAUAUUUGUGAUUGUCAGAAUACUCUGUGUCUUCUUUGUCUACAUUCCUUAAUGCAUCUACCGCACUUUAAUUAAUUCGACUGGAGUCGUUUCUCAAGUGAAAGCGUGCAAAUUAAGCUGCAUGCAAUGAUGCUGGAUAUGUUUCAGAAGAAAUGACUGAUACAAAGUGCAACGCAGUGCCAAAAGUGAUUCUCAAUCGUCUGUUAGAGUUUUGUAAAUAAAUCAUUUCAGUUCAUAAGUGAAUACAUUCCAUAAAAGUAUGAAAUUAAUCAUGAAUAAGGCUUUUUGUUGGGGGGUGCUUAUUGCAUCGGUAACUUGGAUAAUUACGAUUGUGUUGUACACAAAAAUCUCCAGCUUGUCUACGAUUUUCAGUGCAAGUGGUAGUACUGAUAGGAGUCAUAGUGCAACAACGAACGCCAGGGCGGAGAAAAUCGCGGACGACAUGCAUUUAAAUCCAGUUUUUCCAACUAUUCAAAGUGAGUUUGGUUUGAUUCGAAAUGCUGAAGACCAAUAUAUUCGUGACACUGGAUACAAACAGCAUGCAUUCAAUGCUCUAGUAAGCAAUAACAUCGGAUUGUUUAGAAAGUUGCCAGACACUCGCCACAAAGUUUGUUCGAAACAAGAAUAUCCAGACUUAUCAGCUACUGUUUCAAUAAUUAUGUGCUUCUAUAAUGAACAUCAAAUGACUCUCUUACGGUCUAUCAAUUCAGUACUGAAGCGCACUUCCCCGAAUUCACUGCAAGAAAUUAUUCUAGUUGAUGACUUCAGUGAAUAUGACGAUUUGAUAGAGGGUCUAGAUCAAGAAAUAAAGAAAUUUGAUGUUGAAGGAAAAGUACGUUUGAUUCGUAACCAAAAACGUGAAGGACUGAUUCGAUCUAGAGUGAUAGGAGCUAGAGAUGCUAAGGGAGACGUAUUAGUUUUUCUAGAUUCGCAUAUAGAAGUAAAUACUGAUUGGCUGCGACCACUUUUGAAAAUGGUUCACAAUGAAAAUUCUACGCUAGCUGUUCCUGUGAUUGAUAUAAUAAACGCUGAUACUUUCGCAUAUAAAAAUAGUCCCCUGGUUCGGGGUGGAUUCAACUGGGGUUUACAUUUCAAAUGGGAUAAUUUACCAGAAGGAACUAUAACAGAUGAAGCUUCCUUCGCCGGCCCAUUCAUUUCACCUACUAUGGCUGGUGGUUUGUUUGCAGUAAAUCGGAAUUAUUUUAAAGGAAUCGGUGAAUAUGAUAUGGGUAUGGAUAUCUGGGGUGGGGAAAAUUUAGAGAUGUCUUUCCGAGUUUGGCAGUGUGGCGGAGCAAUAAAGAUAGUCCCGUGUUCACGGAUAGGACAUGUCUUUCGCAAGAGAAGACCAUAUAAUUCGCCGGAUGGUAGUGAUACUAUGCUUCGUAACUCAAUGCGCUUAGCAACCGUGUGGAUGGACGAGUAUAAGGAUAUUUACAUGAAACAUCAAAAAGUGAAUGCUGAUUUCGAUUUUGGGGACGUGACUGAACGAAAAGAGUUGAGAGAAAAAUUAAAGUGCCAUCCGUUUUCUUGGUAUCUCAAACAUGUUUAUCCGGAAUUGGAAGUACCCGGGGAAACAAAUAAUGGAACUUCGAAAAAGUUAUUGCCAUUGUUUCAGCCAUGGAAUUUGAGGAAACGAAAGUACAUCAACAAUUAUCAAAUUCGUUUAAGUAACACAACACUGUGCAUAGCAGUUCAGGGUGCUAAGUCAAAAGGGCAAUGGAAACGUGGGAGUACAUUAUUAUUAAAACCAUGCCAAAAAGAUAAGAGUCAACUUUGGUACGAAACAGACAAGGCCGAGCUUGUGGUGGAUAAACUCUAUUGUAUGGAAGCUAAACAGGCGACAGGGCUCUCUUAUCCCAUUAUUGGUAAAUGUCAUGAAAUGUUGGGUGAUCAAGAAUGGCGACAUACUAAAAAGAGUGAAUCACCUAUUUAUAACACUGCUACUGGUAUGUGUCUUCGUGCCAAUAAUCCGAUAGUUGGUGCAUCAGUUUUCUUAGAUCUCUGCUCUAAAGCAAUACAUAAUUCCUGGGAUUUUAUGUAAUAGCAUUUACAUUGUUUUUUUUUAUCAAUUUUUUAUAUUGAAAUAAAUUAUGGUUUUUGUAGAAA